Molecule: messenger RNA, 1144 nt
Organism: Salvia miltiorrhiza (redroot sage)
Lineage: Eukaryota; Viridiplantae; Streptophyta; Magnoliopsida; Lamiales; Lamiaceae
Exons: 2
Coding region: 247-717 (156 amino acids)
Source: RefSeq, a predicted model, not a curated record
AGUGUCAAGAUUAAAGCUGAGGGUCCUAGCGUAAAGGUUGAAGACCGUAAACGGAAGACAUAUCGAUCUACUGGGAAGAAGAUUGUUUCGCAUGGUGUCGAUCCUGAAAGUGAGAAUGUACGAGCCAAUGGUGAAGAAAAAUAUGGACCUGAUGACUUUAUUUCAAUUCACACAAGGUCUACAACAUUAACUUUUCAUGAUUCAAUUCGACGAUUGAAUCAAGCUCAAUGCGCAGCUGUACGUGAUAUGGGGUUUGGUCACUUGCUUCAGCUUCGAGUGAAGGGCAUACCUUCAAAGCUUGCAUAUUGGGUGAUUGAUCACUUUGAUAGUGAUAAAUCAGAUUUCGAGUUGAUGUUAGAGCACAAGGUUAAGGUUACUGAAGAAGACAUUUUCAGAAUUUACGGUUUCCUGAGAGUACUUGAAAAAAUUGAAACGUUACGGAGUUCAGCAAAUAGUAAGUUGAUGGACGAGUGGAUUGCUUCAUUCAAUGUUGACGAUAAAGAAAAAAUAAAGAUCAAGUUGGUAAUAGCAAAAAUGCUUAAUGAGAUAGAUGGAGGUAUUUGGUUUAGAAGGAACUUCCGGUUAGUCAUGUCAUUUUGUUUGAUUGAAAGUGGGUCGAACGGAAUGGUUCCACCGUAUAUUCUUCAAGUGCUGGACGACGUAACCAUGGUGAGCAGAUUGAACUGGUGCGAAUAUACGUUGCGGGCAUUGAUAUAACAAAAGGAAAAAUGGUUAAAGAAUAAAAGAUCAACUUUCACAGAACCACUCCUAUUGCUAAUUGUAAGCUAACUCGUAUAAUUAGUUAUAUUUUUAUACUUGUAACAAUAACUAGUUAUACUUUUAUAAUUUGCUCAUGUUAACUCAUACCUAUUUUGUAUUUUUACAGUUGUUCUAUGUAGAUAGGCUGGAGUUCGAAAAGGACAAUAUUAAGCGAUCAAUUCCAGUUUUGUUGAACUGGAGCAGCAAUGAUCUAUAUAUAUGGUAUGACACUUUCGCAGAGAUGAAUUGAUAUGGUAUGCGUGAGUAAGUGUAUCUAACGUAUCCAUAUAUCAAAUCUUCCAUAAUAACAAAAGAUACGGUAGUGAUAUUUUAUGGAAACCUUCGGUUACGAAUAUAAGAAAAAUACAAACUUGCCCCCAUAAAU